Rhineura floridana is the source of this 3503-nucleotide messenger RNA. It is a transcript of the gene CA6, whose product is annotated as carbonic anhydrase 6. The record is from RefSeq and is a predicted model, not a curated record. The coding region runs from base 139 to 1704 and encodes 521 amino acids. Lineage: Eukaryota; Metazoa; Chordata; Lepidosauria; Squamata; Rhineuridae. Gene Ontology annotation, molecular function: zinc ion binding; carbonate dehydratase activity. The transcript is spliced from 10 exons.
CUUGGUGCCAUUGACCCUGCGAUCUUUUCCCGGGCUCUGCUAUUUUGCCAUUCCAUUAGAGCGCCUGGCAGCUUCUCUCACAGAAAAGAAAAGGAGUUGGUUCCCCGACUGGAGACUGAUUUCAGGCUUCGGAGAGCCAUGAGGACUAGCAGCUGGGUGCUCCACCUGUUCCUUCUGCAGCUGGGUGCUUCUCAUGUCCUAGAGUGGACAUACAAAGGGGAAUUGGAUGAAGCGCACUGGGGAACUAACUUCCCAGACUGCCUUGGAAAGCAUCAAUCCCCCAUCGAUAUUCGGAAGAAAUAUGUCAGAUACACUCCGGGACUAGAAACACUGGAGCUCCACGGCUAUGAUGGGCCGCUGCAAGGACACUUCACGAUGACCAACAACGGCCAUUCAGUUCAGAUAGACCUUCCACCAACCAUGACCAUCACCAAAGGCUUUUCUGGCACCUUCACAGCUGUCCAGUUCCAUGUUCAUUGGGGAGGAAUGGAUCGCGAGACCAGUGGCUCUGAACACACCGUGGAUGGGAUGAGAUAUAUUGCUGAGCUGCACAUUGUCCUUUACAACUCAGCCAAGUAUGCAAGUUUUGAGCAAGCCAAGAUUCAACCAGACGGCUUGGCAGUUCUGGCUUUCCUGUUUGCGGAAGACAAAUUAGAAAACACCUACUACAGCGAUUUCAUCACCAACUUGGCCAAAAUCAGGUUUGCAGGGCAGUCAACUACACUCAACACUCUUGAUCUCCUGUCCAUGUUGCCGGAAAACCUUGCAAAUUUCUACAGAUACCAGGGUUCCUUGACCACACCUCCGUGCACAGAGAAUGUGCUCUGGACAGUAUUUGAUUCGCCCAUCAAACUAUCUCACGCACAGAUUAUGCUGCUGGAGAAUGCCAUUCUGGACUGGGAAAACAAUACCCUGAGGAAUGAUUACCGGCGUGCCCAGCCCCUCAAUGGCAGGGUGGUUGAAGCAUCAUUCCAAGCCAAGAUUAAUGAAGAAAGGUGUUACCCGUUGACCCUCUCUUACAAACUUGGCGAAAUACAGACUCACCUCCAGGAGAUGAAGAAACAAGUUCUGGAUAUCAUGGGGAAACCUGGUCACAGCCUGGCCCAUGUCCAGGCGCUUUACUUCUCCCGCGACAACACUGCCAGCUAUGCUGAGGUCCGCCCCCUGCAGGCAAUGGUGCUCCAGACCUUCACCCUUUGCUUCUGGGUCCAGAACCUGAAUGAAGGGAGACAAACGGUUUUCUUCUAUUCCACCCCAGACAGGGACAACGAGCUGGUGGUCACCGUCGGCAUGGGGGUGGGCGUGUGGAUUGGCGGGAAAUUUGUGCAGUUCAACCUGCACCGCAAGUCUGAGGAGUGGGUCCACCACUGCGUCACGUGGGCCUCCAACUCAGGCACCGUCAAUUUGUGGGUCAACGGAGCCAUGGGCACAGCCAGGAACAUUCAGAAAGGGUACGAGAUCCAGAGUAGCGGAAAGAUCCUCCUCGGAAAAUACAAGAACCCAGUGAUGGACAUCUUUGCCAAUGCGUUUGCCGGCUGGAUGAGCCACAUCAAUCUUUGGAGUCGCCUCCUUGACCACAAUGACAUCCACAAGCUCACUCUUUGUAAGCACAGCAGUCAGAAAGGGGAUAUCGUAGCCUGGGGGGAAACUCCCAUGACCUUAUGGGGGGGAGUGAUUGUGGAUGCAGACACUAGCUGCAGCUGAUGCUGGCUGAUGAAACAGCAGCGUUUGGGUCAGGGUCGAGAAAAAAACCCUGACUGGUUGGGAUGCAUAUAUAGUAUCAAUUCCUUCCCGCUCAAGCUAUGCAGAUGACAGACUGCUUCUCCUUGUACCCUAUAAGCUUCUUUUUGUCAUCUAAUGAAUGGGCGCUUGCAGGAAGGGGGGGUUGAGUAUUGUCAUUAUGGGAAAAUCUCACAAGGUAAAGGGAAAUGCCCUGUCAUUCUGCCAUGUUUUUGGCAUGGAAUGAAAUACAAACUGCAAAUAGGCGAGAGAAGAAAAAUACACAUGGUUUUACUCCAUUUUGGCCAUUCAUGGGUGCAUUCAUAAGGUCACUUUUUUUAAAAAAAAUGGAUGCAUUCCAGAGAUUCCCUGCUGCCUGGCAUGAUUUCCCUGUAGCCCCUGGGAAAUAGAGAUGUAAAUUCACCUGUUUACAUUGCACAAAGUUGUGCUUAUCAAGGUGGUGACAGGAGAAUGGAAGAGGACAAAUUGUCAGAGCGAAGAUGGAGAACCUUUGGCCCUCCAAAUGUUGCUGAGCUACAACUCCCAUCAUCCCUGGCCAUUGGCCAUGCUUUGCUAGGGCUGAUGGGAGUUGUAGUUCAGCAACACCUGGAAGACCAAAACAUUAUCCACGCCUGCUUUAGAUUAACUGGCCUGGUUAGCUUUGCAUGGCUAAUGUGGUGAGUGGGUGGAAAGGACAUUCGUACUAACACGCCCCUCCCCGAUCCCUUUUUUUUUUCAUUGUACAGGUCACAUCCACACCAUCCAUUUAAAGCACUCUUAUAUACCACUUUAACAGUCAUGGCUUCCCUCCAAAGUAUCCUGGGAAGUGUAGUUUGUUAAAGGGUGCUGGGAACUGUAGCUCUGUGCAGUUUACCCUGCAUCUCAAGUCUGAGGAGUGGGGUUCCUAACAACUCUCAGUACCUUUGACAAGCGACACUUCCCAGGAUUCUUUGGGGGAAGCCAUGACUGUUUAAAGUGGUAUAAUACUGCUUGAAAUGUAUGGUGCAGAUGUGACUGUAUCUUUGCUUACCUCGCAAGCAGUUUGCAUGGCCAAAGAAUCUAAUGCAAUCCCAGGGUCAUACCUGCCCUGUAUUCUUAAGUCCCAGCACUAACCUAACAAUAUGGGAUUUCAUAUCUGUGCAUGGGUAUUUGUUCACACCACAACCACACACUUACAAUUUUGGUAUACGUGUGUGUGUGUGUUUGUGUUGGUGCCACUGUUUGUGCAAGCUUCUGAAAGAUGGAACUAGUAAGGUAAUGCACAUGGCUUCCCACCAAGAAACCUGGGAACUGUAGUUUGCUAAGGGUACUGGGACUUGUAGCUCUUUGAGGGGUAAACUACACUUACCAGGAUUAUUUGAGGGAAGCCAUGUGCUUCAAAUGUAUGGUGUAGAUGUGACUGUCUCAUUGCACGCGCGUACACAGUUUCCUCCUGAAACACGUGUUUGGAAGAUCACCCUGCAAGCGUGAUCCUGACAACCCACCUCUGAGUUUAAAUCAAGGACGUUUGCCCACUUUCAAGCAUUUAUUGGCUAAAUCAUCUGGGUGUGUCGAAUACUUAGCUCAGUUUUCUUAAAAUAGGAGAAGCAGACCCUUAGGCCUUAAACUUGAUCAACCCUAACUGGGAAGAUGGACAGGGGAUUAAAUCCCUCAGAGGAUGCUCAGAGCCUGAAAACAUUCAUGGCAAAUAAAUGUGAUUUGGGGGUUUGUUUGUCUUCCUUGCACUGUGGCUCACAGAGGUGGCACAGCUAUGCUGUAACAAUAAUAAAGUCUGCACCAGUUAA